CCGGUAGGUAGCUGAUAGCUUACAGCCAGGUACCUAGGUAUAGGUAGGAAUGACGUCCCCCGAUCGUGCUAGAUCCGGGAGGAACGAUGACGCUAAGAAAACGCCGAUUCUAGGGACCCCGAGUUAAAUAGCUACCCCGAGCUCCACUAAACAAACUUCACCUUUAGCAAUUCGAUACAAUAACUAGUACCGAUGUAUCCGAUGAAAUUCAAUUUCACGUGAACUUCAAGCCAGCUACUACCUAGUAUCGAUCUCCUAAUUACUAGGUAGCCACUUACACACCUCCCCUUAUCUUUGGCCCGAAUUAAAUCAUUUUGUUGGAGACGACCCAAAUUGCAACAGGAAAACAACCGAGAUCACUUAUAGUUAUAUACCUACCUAUAUAAUACCCACCUUGUACCUCGACCCCGCCUAUGUCCGGUUAAACAUAACCAAGAUUGGAGAACGCUGAUUGUGCGCAAUGCCCCCGCGACAACAAUGCGCUCCCACAACGCCCUAGAAAGCGAAGACGCCAAGGAGGCCCAGUGGGAGGCGGCCCAGGGCGCCGCCGUCGGCGCCGUGAAAUGGGGUGCCGCUUCCGCUGUGCUCGGCGGCGUCGGAUAUCUCUGCUCGCCGUUAUAUCGCGGACUCACUCUCCAGUUUAAAGUAUACCUACAAAUGUCCGGCAUGAUCGUGGGAAGCAUGAUCGAAGCCGACUACCGGAUGCGGCAGUACGAGCAGCACGUGCGCAUGCAGCGCCGCAUAAGACGGGACCGCGCCGUCUGGGCGGACUACGAGAAGGAACUGUUGGAGAUAGAGGGGGAGGGAGGGGACAAGUCAUCGUCGUCGCCAUCACCGCAACAGCAACAGAAGAAAUGAAGUCUUCUGGGGAUACCUUAUCUUUUAAAAAGGGGGUGGGGGGGAUUAAAUAAUUAAAGCCAUGUCAUGUCAAUAUGUGUAGGUAUCUGAUCUGUUUCUUAUGUACGUAGAGACGAUAGUAAUAUCUGGGGGGAUA
Messenger RNA from Hypoxylon fragiforme, 994 nucleotides. RefSeq lists its product as uncharacterized. Lineage: Eukaryota; Fungi; Ascomycota; Sordariomycetes; Xylariales; Hypoxylaceae. The record is from RefSeq and is a predicted model, not a curated record. The transcript has 2 exons. The coding region runs from base 478 to 858 and encodes 126 amino acids.